CCGGAAGUUCCGUUUGAAACUGUAACAACAAUUUGACAGCUUUUGGCAGAGAUUUGACAGAAUAACAUAGUAACAAUAGUGCGAAUAAAAAAAGUACAUUUGUAACCAAUACUUUCAUUAUACUGAAUUGUCGGGAUGUAAUAUUUAAAGCUGCGGUUUAUUUUAGAAAGAGAAACAACAGGAAAUACUUUGUUUCCUUGUAUUGGCAACAUUACCCGCACAGCUUGUUUUGUGACAACGUAGCUAACCGGUUGGCAGUCACGAAUGAAUCAGGACUCCUCCUAGAAGAGCGAUAUGCAUUCAAAAUAACAAAGUUUUGUGUUACGUUUAAUUUACUAAUAAAGGACAGCCGGAGCUUAGCACGAAGGCCGGCAAAAAUGCAUUAGUUGAGGAAGCUAACACGCUAGCAGUGGUGACGGUAAUUUGGAUUUACUGAUGUUGAAUAACUCCGCAGCUGGAUGAGCUCGCUAGGAUGAAUGAGAAGGCUAAGAAGCUAACGAUGCUCACUGGGUUAUAGGUUGGAUUAUUGCUGGAGAUAAACUUCUAAAAAAGAAUAAAUGACGAGGUAUGAAAAUAAACAGAGAUGUAAUUUCAAGUACGGGGUCUCGGGGUUAUUUACAGCUGGAUAUCCUCAGUGUGGGAUUAGCUCGUUUUCUCCUCGGAAAGACGGCGUUUGCUGCUUCCCGUUACCUCAAAAUACACGGGAGUCGGUGAUGCUGUCGGUCGCUGGACAAACCCACCCGGAGUCCGAAGUGGGACAGAGCAGCCAGACUCCGUUAUAAACCAUGAAAAACUGCGAAUAUCAGCAAAUAGACCCGCAGGCACUUCCGACGCCCCCCCCGACCCCUCCGCCUCAUCAUGGGAACGACACUGGGGAGAAGAAGGAGCCGAGAAGACCCAGGAGAAAGUGGGAAGUUUUCCCCGGAAAGAACCGCUUCUACUGCGAUGGACGGAUCAUAGUGGCCCGGCAGAGUGGCGUCCUUCCCCUCACCCUGGGUCUCAUUCUCGUCACAAGUGGUUUAUUCUUUAUAUUUGAUUGUCCAUUCCUGGUCAAACACCUGACCAGCUGCAUACCUGUCAUUGGAGGAGUCCUUUUCGUGUUUGUGCUCAUCACCCUGCUCCAGACCAGCUUCACUGACCCCGGCAUCCUGCCCAGAGCGACGCUGGAUGAGGCUGCAGACAUUGAAAAACAGAUUGACAACACUGGAAACACCAGCUAUCGACCUCCACCACGCACCAAGGAAGUCCUCAUCAACCAGCAGGUGGUCAAGCUCAAGUACUGCUUCACGUGCAAGAUGUUCCGCCCUCCACGCACCUCCCACUGCAGCCUGUGUGACAACUGUGUGGAGAGAUUCGAUCAUCACUGCCCCUGGGUGGGGAACUGCGUAGGGAAACGCAACUAUCGUUUUUUCUACACCUUCAUUGUGUCGCUCUCCUUCCUGACGGCGUUCAUCUUUGGCUGUGUGACCACACACCUAGCUCUGAGAGCUCAGGGCGGGAAAGGCCUGGUGUUUGCUCUUCAGGAGAGUCCGGGCAGUGCAGUGGAGCUGGUGAUAUGUUUCUUUUCAGUCUGGUCCAUCUUGGGCCUCUCAGGCUUCCAUACAUACCUGGUUGCUUCCAAUCUUACUACUAAUGAAGAUAUUAAAGGCUCCUGGUCAGGGAAGAGUGGAGAAGAUGUCAGCAACCCAUACAGUCAUAAAAACAUCUUUAUCAACUGUUGUUCUGUGCUUUGUGCACCCAUGCCUCCCAGCUUAAUCAACAGACGGGGUUUCCUGCCCACAGAUGAGUCUGCCCAGACUGGCGGCACGGACAUCGAGCUGCCCACCCUGGCCACUAAAAGCGAGAUAAACGUGUGCACGCAAGGAACUAAAGGUCUGCUAGAAUCGGCUGCGCUCUCGCCGCUCCUGUCCACCUCAUGUCCUCAGGGGAAACCUCAGAAUGCUCAUUCCUGCCCAGAAACCAGUCCAGCUGUGAACUCUGACCCCUCACCGGAGUUCUCCACAAGCUGCGGGGCCCACCACACAUCCAGCUCCCAUGGCAAUACGUCUCAUCCACGUCACACCAAAGCUCGCUCAAAGAAAUGCAAACGAGAGGCUUUGCAUAUUCCCAACCCUGCAUUUGAUGACCCCAUUUCCCCUACCUCUCCGGACACUGGCCCUGACUCUAAAGCCAGGAGCCACAAAGGUGCCAGCCUCGCGCCGUUGAACUGACUGUUUUGAAUGAUGGUUUCUCAAAUCAAACACUGUUUGAGGCUUGCAUGCUGUAACACAGUCAGAACCAAGUUAUGUGAUUUUUUUUUUUUUUUUGUCAUUCCUGUUAAUUCUCUAAAACUCCUGGAUCUGAUCAUUGAGUAAGACAAUCACAAAGAUUUGUUCUGCUGUCAUUAAUCUGCAGUGGAAACAUGACAGAUUGGAUGAAGAUGAUUCUAGAUGCAAUUUAGCCUUUGGUGUAGAAAAGAAAGCUCAUGAGAGCGCUGUAAGAAGUGCUGUGCUUCAUAGGUUUUUCUGAUGAGUCUUGUGUAAAACAUGAAAUUUACCAGCAUGUCAGAUUUCACCUAAUUUUGUGAAACAGUGGAUUUAAUAUAUCAGCUUGAAAAGUUUUGUAUUGGGGAUGAAAGCUCUGAAUUCUGUACAUGUGUAAAGGGAAGAGUAGCUCUUGAAGGGAUAAUCCACCCCAAAAUUAAAAUUCACUCAUCUCCAGGUUUUGUUUGCACUGAUAACAUCAUCUCGAGCUGCACCGGCUGUGAUUAUUGGAACAAGUCAUAGAACAAGACAUAGGAGUGUUUAUCCGUGGACAUCUGGACAAGAGUACUGUCCUCAAAGCAAUUUCCUGUGAGAUCACCAGUUUAGCUCACUAUAGCAUAUCUUCCCCCUGGUCUUUCUCUCUGCUGUCCUAUCACAGUGACCCAUGGACUCUGGUGCAGAAUUUAUAUGCACUGAAUAACGCCAACAAGGGCCAAAGUUUGGCCACCCCUCACAGCCAAUGGUGAAGUCCAUUAAAGGAGUUGACAAGUGGCAACCUCAGCAAAUAAAAACUGCAGUUCCUGGAAUGGCCACUCAAGGCUGGCUCCAAAAGCAAGUCAGUCCCUAUGGACUCCCAUGUUGUAAUGCCUAAUGUAACAAUAUUAAGAAGGAUCCAUAAUGACUGUACAGUGGAGGAAUUGUCUCAUAACUUAUCCAAUUGGAUACUAGUAGGGCUUAAAUUUAGUGGCGUGGCUACUCUGAGAGGUGUGCGAUCAACAGGAAGCUGUUGACAUGUCUCUGAUCUGGACCUGGACAACAUACAAGUUUCUCUGUCACACAAAUAUAAGUUCUGGCCACCCCGAUAAAAAUGAUCUGGCUCUGCGUCUGCAUCCGCAACAGAAUCUGAGGGUUCUUGUUUUUUGGUUUGACCUUUUCUCAUUUCUAUAAUAUCAUUGACAAAGAUUACUCAGGUCCACUGAGUUCGGUGGCAUUCAAUAUGAAUAAAUUAAUGAUUGAAAUCUAGAUGUAAGACAGCUGCUUUCCUCUGAAGGCGCUGAAUUUAUGUUUUAAAAUGAGUGAAAUGUGAAUUUUGUUAUUGUGUGGAUUUUUCCUUUGACCUCACACAAACAGCACAGUGGGGUGAAUGUAAAUCAGUUUAGCGGUGUGUACUGCUGUCCAGAUGUUUGUACUAUCAAAUGGCACUGAAUGCAGCUGCAUGGUAAUGACUCAAAGGUGUAUUUCAUAUGUUUCUUUACAUCCAUUCAAACAUCACAUUAAACUGUCUGAACACACCCUUUUGUAGGAAAGCAGUGCUGUGUUCAAAGCUGAUAUUGUAUUACUGGUUCCUGCUUGUAUUAUUUUCACUGUCACACGAUGAUUUAAAGCUCCUUUUCACACGUCCACUUCCUGCUCGCACACCUUGCGUCAGCAAUAGCAAUACCUUCUCCUCUCCUUUUCCCUAAAAGUGUUUUCCCUCUGUGCUCUUUGACAAAUCUGACACUAGUGUGAAUGGAGGAUGUGCUGGUUUGUUCUCAGGUGAAAGUUGUAGGUAAGGUAUUCAAUAUGCAAGUUCAAUGUGACAUGUAUCGUGCUCACACGUAUUGUGAACUGAUGGCAAUAGCUGCACAAAAAAUCGCAAUGACCCGAACAAUCACAUGCACACUGUCCGUCUGUAGUUCACCUAGAGAGAGUCUGUGCAGCAUUUGCUCUGUCUAAAGUCCCCCCCGUGACAUCACUGAGUGAAUGCAAGUGAUGCAUUUAU
Messenger RNA from Archocentrus centrarchus (flier cichlid), 4224 nucleotides. RefSeq names its product palmitoyltransferase ZDHHC18-like. The coding region runs from base 786 to 2210 and encodes 474 amino acids. Gene Ontology annotation, molecular function: protein-cysteine S-palmitoyltransferase activity. The transcript has 9 exons. Gene Ontology annotation, biological process: protein targeting to membrane; peptidyl-L-cysteine S-palmitoylation. Gene Ontology annotation, cellular component: Golgi apparatus; endoplasmic reticulum. NCBI's taxonomy places the organism in Eukaryota, Metazoa, Chordata, Actinopteri, Cichliformes, Cichlidae. The record is from RefSeq and is a predicted model, not a curated record.